ACUGGCGAAAUAUAUUCAGUUACUUACCCCUCCUUUUUAGCAUGCAUCUUCAAUUUCCUUUAUUCGCUAUCUGGGUUCAUAGUUAGAAAAGAAAUUUCCUUGGUUCUUCUCUUUACAAAUAAAUUAAACCGGUUAUCCUCUUUUUUUUUUAAAAAAAAAAAUCUUUUUUAAUGCGCAAACUGAAGACUGCUAUGGUUCAAAUGCAUUUAAUUUAAAAUUUACUACUUGAAGAAUGUAUAUUGCCUUUUGUAUAUUGAUUUGUUUAGCUUAAUCUAUAAAAUAUUAUUGAUUGAACCAUACUCAGUGAAAUUUUAUUUACUUUCUCAUGACCUUUUUGUAUGUACGAAAAAGUUUGAAGCUUUUUCAUUGUGCAUAGUAUAUUGGGACAUAAAGAUGUAAAUUCAAGUUCCAUCUUAGCAUGUAAUAGAGAAUGAAAUAAUGUAAUGUAAUCAUAUACUCAACAAAAAAUAUUUGUCCACAUAUUAUUAUUUUUGAGGUACGCGAUUUCGAGAUUUGCUCGUCAGUUUUGAUACGAGAAACUUUGUCAUUCUAUUGAUCUUUGAUUUUUAGAUUCUAUUAGUGUAUCACGAUUUUCUUUUUUCUGAAUUAGUGUUAUGAUUUAGUGGCAUUGAUGUGUUUGAUUAUAUAAUUCUAGCUGAAAAAGAUGAUGAAGGUCAAGAUAUUAUGCAAUUAAGUUUAUUUGGUUAUAGUUUACUGUUUUCUUUUAAAAUUUUUCUGCUAUUUAGUUUAGUUUCACUUAAUUUUUGCAUUACUUUUUUAUUUAUAGGGUGAAGAAAGCUUGGUGGAAGUUUGUUGUCUUUAGUUGAUAUGGUUAUAAUCAAUCUAAGACUUCAGGUGCCAACUUCAUCCGAACACCCGAAAACAAAACAAAAAUGUCUAAGUUUUCGUUUCUGUUUUUCUGUCUGAUCAUCACUGUGGUUUCUUUCGGUGGCAUUGUGAAUGGCCAUGGAGGAAGUAAGGUUGGGAUCUAUGAGCUCAAAAGGGGAGAUUUCACCGUGAAGCUGACUAACUUCGGCGCCCGAAUCAUGUCCGUCGUCCUCCCCGACAGGAAUGGGAAGCCGGCUGAUGUUGUUCUUGGAUAUGAUUCCAUUAAGGAGUAUCUAAAUGAUACAAGUUCUUUCGGAGCAAUUGUGGGUCGGGUCGCUAACCGGAUCGGGGGUGCUCAGUUCACUCUAAAUGGCAUCCAUUAUAAGCUUGAUGCCAACGAUGGAAACAACACGCUGCAUGGUGGAAGACUUGGAUUUAACAAAGUUACUUGGAAUGUGAAAAAGCACGUGAAAUAUGGACCAACUCCAUUCAUUGUGUUAAGCUACGACAGUUUUGAUGGUGAAGAAGGAUUCCCAGGAAACCUUUCCGUGACAGUGACUUAUGCUCUGCUUCAUCCAUACAAAUUAGGCGUAAUAAUGAAGGCAAAAGCCCUAAACAAGGCCACUCCUGUGAAUCUCGCAGCACACAGUUACUGGAAUCUCGGCGGACAUAACAGUGGCGAUAUCCUCUCCGAUGAAGUUCAAUUUUUUGCCUCACGUUACACAGUGGUGGACAGCCACCUCAUCCCGACCGGAAAAAUUGCGCCGGUGAAAGGGACGCCGUUUGAUUUCCUUAAACACCACAAAGUCGGAAGCCGGAUAACUGAACUUUCGGCUACAUUGGGUUAUGAUCUCAACUAUGCACUUGAUGGUUAUGAAAAGAAGGAUAAUAAGGUUAUGAAAUUGGCAGCAAUGGUGUAUAGUAACAAGACUGGAAUUGGGAUGAAGAUAUCAACCAGUGCUCCAGGGAUGCAAUUUUACACCGCUAAUCACGUUAAGAACGUGAAGGGAAAAGGCGGAUACGUUUAUCAACCCCAUUCUGCGUAUUGUUUCGAGACUCAAGGUUUUCCUGACGCCGUCAAUCAUCCCAAUUUUCCUUCCACGAUUGUUAAUCCGGGACAAGUUUAUACUCACUUCUUGCUGCAUGAAUUCGUAACCAAGAUAUAAUUGAUCAUUA
This is a messenger RNA of Oldenlandia corymbosa var. corymbosa, 2004 nucleotides long. Lineage: Eukaryota; Viridiplantae; Streptophyta; Magnoliopsida; Gentianales; Rubiaceae. The record is from the annotation of a GenBank genome assembly.